CGCCGAAAGCACGUGAUGGCGUCCGUCGCCGCAUGGCUGCCUUUCGCGCGCGCCGCGGCCAUCGGCUGGGUCCCUAUAGCCACACACCCCCUUCCCCCCCCGCCGGUGCCCAAAGAUAGGCGCCGUGCUGAGGAUGAAAAGCUUCUAAUUAAUGUCUCUGGACGACGGUUUGAAACCUGGAGAAACACCUUGGAAAAAUAUCCAGACUCACUUCUUGGCUCCUCUGAAAGAGAGUUCUUCUAUGAUGAAGACAGCCGAGAGUACUUCUUUGAUAGAGACCCUGAUAUAUUCAGACACAUACUCAAUUACUACAGAACAGGAAAGCUACAUUAUCCAAAACAUGAGUGCUUAACGGGUUAUGAUGAAGAGUUAGCGUUUUUCGGCAUUUUGCCCGAUGUUAUUGGUGAUUGUUGCUAUGAAGACUAUAGAGAUAGGAAACGAGAGAAUGCUGAGCGUCUUAUGGAUGACAAGCUCAGUGAAGCUGGCGACCAGAGUCUGCCACAGCUUACAGAUUUGCGGCAAAAGAUGUGGAGGGCGUUCGAGAACCCACACACAUCAACUGCUGCUCUAGUAUUUUACUAUGUUACCGGAUUUUUCAUUGCCGUCUCAGUUAUGGCAAACGUAGUUGAAACAGUUCCCUGCGGACAUCGGCCAGGUCGCGCAGGGACCUUACCUUGUGGAGAGAGAUAUAAGAUAGUAUUCUUUUGUUUAGACACAGCCUGUGUCAUGAUUUUCACUGCUGAAUAUUUGUUGAGGCUCUUCGCAGCGCCAGAUAGAUGCAAAUUCGUUAGAUCGGUGAUGUCGAUCAUUGAUGUGGUGGCAAUUUUGCCAUAUUAUAUUGGAUUGGGGAUUACUGACAACGAUGAUGUGUCAGGAGCCUUUGUGACCUUGAGAGUGUUUAGAGUGUUCAGAAUCUUCAAGUUUUCAAGGCAUUCGCAGGGAUUACGUAUCUUGGGUUAUACUUUGAAGUCAUGCGCCAGUGAGCUGGGAUUUCUGGUCUUUUCCCUGGCGAUGGCCAUAAUUAUUUUUGCGACUGUUAUGUUCUACGCUGAAAAGAAUGAACAAGAUACCAACUUCACUUCCAUUCCUGCUGCUUUUUGGUACACCAUUGUCACCAUGACUACACUUGGGUACGGAGACAUGGUACCCGGCACUAUCGCUGGUAAGAUAGUGGGUGGUGUGUGUUCCCUUUCGGGAGUACUCGUCAUCGCUCUGCCAGUGCCUGUCAUCGUCUCUAACUUCUCGCGGAUCUAUCAUCAGAACCAAAGAGCUGAUAAAAGGAAGGCUCAAAGAAAAGCUCGGCUCGCCCGCAUCCGUAUUGCCAAAGCUUCAUCAGGUGCUGCUUUCGUCUCCAAGAAGAAGGCAGCUGAGGCUCGUCUGGCUGCUCAGGAGUCUGGAGUGGAGCUGGAUGACGCAGGAAGGGAUGAGGAUAUCUUUGAGUUGCAGCAUCACCACCUUUUAAGAUGCCUAGAACGAACUACGGAUCGUGAGUUUGUUGAAAUGGAAAACCCAUUCAAUGGGGCCGCUAAACGGCCUGGAUCUCCUUCGCCUCUAGCGUCGCCUGCGCAUUCUGGCCGCGCACCUGCCUUAUUGGCUUGUUGCGCACGAUGCGGCUGCUGUCCACAGAAAUAUCAGGUCCUGCUAUUAGACUCGAGUAGAAAACGAGUGCGGGGUACUCGGCGUUACACGGCGACGUCGCGGCCGUCAGACACUUCUGUGUCCGCCGCGCCCAGUGAAGACCCCUUACCACAAGCUUGCGGCAAGUACAUUCCAGCUGGCAGCACAGUGCAAGGGAACCAGACGGGCGUAGCAAUGGAUGGUACAUAUCUCGUUGAGGCGUCUUUCUAGGACACGUCAACUAGUGCUCAACAAGAGAGCUAUGUGUAAGCCAGAUAGGACUAGAGUGAUUUGCCGCAAUUAUUAGGUUAUUUCUACAGAAGUAACAUAAAACUGCCUGAUAUUCAGAUAUCAUAGACUUAAAAUGGAGACCUUGAGAUGUCUGGUCAACCCUUUUAUGACAAUUGAAAAAUGACAUUGACAAAGCUAGACGUGAAAUUGUAUGAAUAUAUUAUUUGAAUGUAUUCAGACUUAGAUGUAGGUAGUAAAUUCAAUUAUAGUGUGUGUUAAGAUAAAAUAAUUUGCGAUAUCUAGACUGCUUUUUCAAUCUACAGGUCUUCAUUGAAAUUAUUGUCCAUCUUUUCUGAUAGUUUAGUCUAACAGUAUUAAAAGAUUAGAUUUACGAGAAUUUCUUCAAAAAAUAUCAAGUUAAUGAAAUUUAGAGCAGAGCUACUGGGUAAUUACUAUUAAAUGUUAGCUAGAAACAAUGUUACAUUAUCCCAUACCAAAACUGCUUUUGGGAUUUCAUAAUAGAAAUUAAUGCAAAUCAUAUCAUAGGCAGAUAGUUUCGUUCAAGGGAAUUGAGCACUGAGAAUCCUGCUUUAUGUUAUACUAUCAGGAUACUUGUGCCUUCAAAAUUCAUUACAUACUGUUACUCUGUGUUAGUGAAGUUUUAGAUAUAGAAAUGUAUUCUCGUAUCGGAGUCGUAUCGGUAAAGGCACGUAGCAGUGACGACUGUUCAUAACAAGCUAUCUUUUAAGCUUACAAUUGUACCUUAAUGUAUAUAUUUUAAGUGCACAAAUAGUAUAUGGGAUAUUUCAGUUUGUUGUCUAUUACCUACCAAUAAGUAAUAAGAAAAAAAUGCCAAAUAAUUGUGAAAAUGUCAUUUUUGUGUAAGGUGUGACACUAUACUUUCUUAUGGUCUAGGGCGAAUGGAAACUCGAACGGAUUUCGGCUCGAACUAACUUCACCCAUCUCGACGAAUAACCGCGUUUGCUACAAUGAACUCAAUCACUGACUUUUACAGAAUAUGAGGGCUAAUCUGUUAUAUAAACUAUAUGUAUUUAUACGCUACGUGCCGUUUAACUAUUCUAUAUCAACAGUGGCGGAUUUACACAUUUUCUAGGUGAAGUUUUUGCCGCCCUUGCCACGUCCAAGAUUAUUUUUAGAAUCCCACAAUUUCGUUGAAAAUUUUUGAGAAAUUAUGCACAAACCAUCCAGUUUUCAGCCUCCCACUAGUAGUGGAACUGACAUGUAUAGGUUGAUAGGGGGAAGAGGGAAAAACAAUUUGCUCUUUUCACUCAUACCAAGUGUGAGCUGAGGGCGCAGAGGUAUAAUGACAAUAUUAUAUAAUACAGAAAACCGUAAUGGAGAAAUCUUUUUGAUUUCUAUGAGGUAGCAAAAAAUAUGGGUUAAUGAAUUUGCCGCCCUAAAAUUAUGCCGCUCAAGUUCUAGUCUACUUAGACUGCUGGUAAAUCCUCCACUGUAUAUUAAAUUUCGGAUGCAAUGAAAAAACAAUGAAAUGUUCGUCAUCCAAUGUUUUAAUUCGUAGUCCCUAAAUAUAUGGAUGUCUUAUGAUCGCUCUAGUUAUAAUGUUAUGUAUAGAUAGAUGAAUUUAUGUGGUUAUAAUAGAAAUUAUUUAAUUUAAUUGUUAAAUCUAGACUUAAGUAAUAUCUGCGGGUGCAUUGAAUGCGUUGAUAAUGUAUUUAUAAUUUUUAUUUAUAAGAUUGGUACAAACGUUUAAUGAAAAAUAUUUGAUAUUGUAUAGAAGUCUGGAAGACACUGCUUUUAGCAGUAAGACCGCCUUUUUACAUUCUUUGUCUUCAUUUUUUUUUCUAGUAUUUUGUGUUAUCGUGAUGUAUACAUAAAGAGUUAUUGUUAUCAUUUUACUACGCACUGGAAUACGAUGAUAUAAUGAUUUUACUGUAUCAAAAUACUCCGUAACCAGGCUGUGUUUAAUAGAAUAAAAUUAUACUCAUUUAUUAAACAAUAACAAAAAGUUUAUUUUAAACUUAAACCGGUUUUUCAAAGAGUAUUAACCUGUAUAAUAUAUGGAGAUGGACGCGUACGACAGCCUAAACUCUAAACUGUAUAAGUAACGUUUUAAAAUAAUCUUUUACGUAAUGAUUUGUACAUUUAAGUUAUUUUUUUGAAUCGCCGACCUCGUGUUAAUUUAUACGCACGUUUUGUACCGAUCUUAUAACGUGUAUUAAAACCGAAUUCAGUGUUAAUAAAAUUUCUUCCAAAUAAUGCCAUUAUUACUAAUCAAACGUAGUUUCAAUUUGAUAAAUUAAUAAUUAAGUAUAAUAAUGUUCUUGUAACUUCGUAACGCGCAAAAUAUCUAUAAAUAAAUAUUUAAUGAAUGAAUGGUCUUAUUAAAAAUUGUUCUAGAAUCUAUUGUCUCGUUUAUUUACUCGACACUGCUAGAGACAAAAGAUUCUAUAGCUUUUUAAUAAUUUUAACAGUCAGAAUUCGAGGUUAAUUAUUAUAUUGAAUUCCUGUGAUUUUUAGUCCUUUAGAUAUAUUUUAGUAUCUUGUCCAUGCUUUGUAAAUUGACAAUAUUUAUAUUAUAGAUUAUUUUUAAUGUAUUUAAACCUUGUAUCGUAAAUUCUAACAUUCAAGACGAACUAUUUUUUUUAAUACUUGAAUAAGGAAGUUACGAUGUGAUCUCUUGUAAUAGGUUUCCAUUUGGAAUCAAAUAUUUUUAUUACAAUGUAAUAAAACAUAAACUUCUGAAUCUAAAUAUUGGGAAUUAAGGACUUGUGGAACUGUUUUUCAUAUCAGAACCAUUCGUAAGCCUUUUUUUUAAUAUUUAGCAAGAUAUUGUUUGGAAUAAAUACUCCUGGACAUAUUGCGUCUGUUCCAUUGAUAUUUUUUAAGUAACAUUAACCCAUGUGUAUUGUUUAACCAACAUUAGAAUCCAGGACGACUUAUAUCUACUACUAAGGCGGUCGUGCAUUGCAUUAAAGCAAUAUUCAAACUUGUUUUAAUAUUUGAAAAUGGAUUUAAUUGGAUUUAUUUAAUAAAUUCACGACAUUUCAGCUGUAAUAAAAAUGGAAACAUAUUAUAUUAGAAAUCAAUUUCCCUUUAUAUGACGGACCAACAUGAAUGUGAAUUCUGACAAUAUUUUGUUGGUUUUAAAAGCUUCUAUUCUUCGUUAUUCUCUACUUUAUAUCUCUGUAAAAUCCAAUUUGACUGUUAAUCACUGUUAUUUUUAUUUUAUUUACUGAAGUACAGCUCUGGUAUGACUCAGAGUCCAGACCUAAAAAAAAUAGUAACAGGGGCAAAUGGGCAGGAGGCUCACCUGAGUAAGUGAUGCCGCCGCCCAUUGGACACUCUCAAAGACAGAGGGCUCGCGAGUGCGUUAUCUUUUAAGAAUUGGUACGCUCUUUUCUUGAAGGACCCUAAGUCAAAUUGGGUUGAAAAUACUUCAGUGGGUGGCUGGUUCCACAAAGGGUUGCCUUAAAAACUGUUCGCCUAUGCAGACCCUAAGUCGGCCUACAAGAAAAGAGCGUACCAAUUCUUAAAACGCUGGCAGUGCGCUUGCGAGCCUUCUAACAGUGUGAGUGUCCAUGGGCGGCGGAAUCACUUAACAUCAGGUGAGGCUCAUACUCGUUUGCCUCCUGUAACGUAAUAAAAAUUAAAAAAAACGCUAAGCUGUGGUGACGUCGAGGCGAUACGGUUGGAAUUUCGUAUUCUGCCUAACUUAACCUAACCAAUACUUUUUUCCCUGGUCACACCUAACGCUAAGUCUGGACAUCGUCAAGCUCCUACUCUCCGUAGAGAUGUAUGUUUUUUUAAUUUAAAACGGUGAUUAACAGUAAUAUUGAUGAAGCAUUAUUUAUGUCUAUUAGUAAUUCGUACAAUUCAAAACAAUUGUAUCGUUAUAGAUAAAUAAGGAUGAAAAGGGAACGCAGACACCGCAAGCAAGUAUCCUGACGCAUGAUUAAACGAUCAUACUUCAUAGUUAAUGCAUAGGAAAUAAACAGUACCAAUUCGCUGCCACUAAUUACCACGUCAUGACGAAAAAGGUUGACUGUACAAUUAGUUAUCAAAAAUCUGGCAUUGGCACUCCGUAGAACCUUUUCUACGGAGUGCCAAUCCAACCUUAGGGAUGCCAUCAAACGAGCCAAUUUAUAUCAUGUUCUUUCAAUGUAUUAUAUGGUCCGUAACGUAAACUAACUACUAUGUAUGGUAAACUUUAUCAACCUUAUCAACCUUAUUUGCCUAUUGUAAUUCGAUUUCACCUUGCCGCCUUAACACUGCCAGUAGCGACAUCUCUUAACCGUUAAGCUCAAAAUAUGUUGGAUGAGCUUUCUGUUCUGAAACGCACUUUACACUUGAGAAACAUAACUUACUUGCGAAAUUAUUACCAUUUAUUUGUCAAACAGUUGAAGGUAUAGAAGAAAUAAUUGCUUGAUGGUAAUGAUGAUAAACAAUAUCAGGUCAUUGUUGUAUAUUAAAUCAUUGGAAAGAAAUAAUCUUAUUUACUGAUGUAUAUCUGUCGUAUGCAUAUGGUUUGUCAAAAAACUUUUAGUGAUAAAAGAGGACGCACUCGACAAUUUUAUUUAUCUUAAAGAUCUUAUUGUAUAUCCGGGAAAGAUAAUUAAUGAUCGUGCUAUUAAUAUAUUCUUAUCACCUAAAUAGGUGCUGUAUCGAUUCGAUUGUUGAAAGAGUUGUUCUAUAAAAAUAAGUAGGUGUUCGAGAAAAUAUAAAAAUCUCUCAAGAGUUUUUUGAACAACCAAAAAGAAAAAGUAUGUAUAAUGUUAUCAUUACCUUUUUUACAUUACUGUCUACUGAUCUAUAGAAGUAGUAAAAUACGAGUUAUAAAAAUAUAUAUAAGAAUUCUUGUUGUUGCGUAAAAUGUAUCCAAACUAUUUGGCUUUUGGCGCCACUAGAUGUCACUUUCACAAAUAAAAUAAAUGUUUCCAAAGAACUGGCAGUGUUGCAAAUUGUAUUAUUGUUAAUUAAUAUAAUAUUUUACUCUAGUCAGAAUAUCAGAAAGCGUUUUUUUUUUAAUUUCAUUGAUAGAAUAUACAAAUUUAGUUGUAUUUCUGCUGGCAUAUGAAAAAGUCAAUAUCUAUUUAUUUUUUUACAUAUGUAGUAUUUGAAAUACUGAACAGGCUGAAGAACUAAUGAAUCAAUAACUCAAUAACUGGUAAUAUUAUUCUAUGUUCUGUCAAUGAAAUUAGGAGUAAGCUUAUAAAA
This is a messenger RNA of Pieris brassicae (large cabbage white), 7044 nucleotides long. It is a transcript of the gene Shal, whose product is annotated as potassium voltage-gated channel protein Shal. The record is from RefSeq and is a predicted model, not a curated record. Lineage: Eukaryota; Metazoa; Arthropoda; Insecta; Lepidoptera; Pieridae. Gene Ontology annotation, biological process: potassium ion transmembrane transport; protein homooligomerization. The coding region runs from base 16 to 1848 and encodes 610 amino acids. Gene Ontology annotation, molecular function: A-type (transient outward) potassium channel activity; protein binding. Gene Ontology annotation, cellular component: membrane; voltage-gated potassium channel complex. The transcript has 6 exons.